AUGGCCCGUGCUAGAGCAGCAGGAGCGUACCUGUGCCUCCUCAUCGUCUUCGCUGCCAUCUCUUCUUCCUCGUGCUCGUACCAGGUGCAGGACCUGAAAGACGACAUAAUGCACAACUGUAAGCAUAACAUAGCGAAAAAUAUCGGUCAACCUUGGAAGCCCAAACAUGGCGGCCCGUGCUGCGUGAAGGUGAGAGAGGCGAACGUCGCAGACAUCUGCGCAGAGUUUACACAGGAGGAGAAGGAGAAAAUCGAGCUAUGGAAGUGGGCUAUUGUUGCAAAAAAAUGUGGGAACGCCCUGGCCACAGGGUCUAAUUGCGCUGGUUACAUCGUUCCAGCGCCUGAGCCUGAGCCUCAGCAUCAGUAG
This is a messenger RNA of Phragmites australis (common reed), 366 nucleotides long. RefSeq lists its product as uncharacterized. The transcript has a single exon. The record is from RefSeq and is a predicted model, not a curated record. Lineage: Eukaryota; Viridiplantae; Streptophyta; Magnoliopsida; Poales; Poaceae. The coding region runs from base 1 to 366 and encodes 121 amino acids.